This is a messenger RNA of Pocillopora meandrina, 19419 nucleotides long. The record is from the annotation of a GenBank genome assembly. NCBI's taxonomy places the organism in Eukaryota, Metazoa, Cnidaria, Anthozoa, Scleractinia, Pocilloporidae.
AUGGCAAGAGAUAUUAUUCCAAACAGUGAUAUCACAGCAUCAUCAGAAAAUAAUUCUGAUUCAUCUCCUUACUAUGCACGGUUAAGCAACAGCAAAGCAUGGCUUCCUAAUCCCAAUGAUAAUGAUCCAUGGAUAAAAGUGAACUUACAUUUUUCAAGAAAUAUCACUGCGAUUGCCACACAAGGCUUUUCUGGCUCUUAUGUCAAUCGCUAUUAUGUAAGUUACAGUUCUGAUGGAAACAAGUGGAAAAACUAUACAGAGCAAGGAAAAGUUAAGGUACCAGCUGAAUAAUAUUAUUAAUAAAAUUCCUUUUAUACCUGCCUACCUGCCUGGUUAUUUUGAUCUCUUCUAUUUUUAGAGGGCUGGUGGGUUUCUCCUUUUUGUAAUGGGGCUGCUGGGAGCUGACUGAGGAGGGGUGGGGGUGGGGUUGGAAGGGGUAGUGUAGGUAUGGUGUAGUGCACACGGGUGUUAAGGUGUGAGCUGAGGUUCUGUCACUAAUUGCUUAUCUUUGUGAUGCGUAAAAAUUAAGUUUGCAGUUAUCAACAAGUAAUUAUUUUUUAAAAUUUAUUUCUUGUUUCAGGUGUUUCAAGCCAAUGUAGAUGAUACUAAGACCAAAACAGUUCUUUUCAAACCUUCUGUAAUAGCUCAGUACAUAAGAUUGCAUCCCACAAACUGCUCCAACGCUUGUGCUCUCAGAUUUGAGCUUUAUGGGUGUAAUUUGACCACAGGUGAGGGAGAAUAUUGCAAGCUGUUGUAAUGUACAUUGAUGGCGUCAAAUUAAAUAGGGAAUGCGAGGGAAUGUUACUAUUGCCAUUUAAGUAAUUUAUUUCUAAUAUCUAUAUUGUUUUAUCACAUCUAUUUUUUAAUAUUUUUAGGCUUGCCUGGUCAGCCAUCCUCACUCUCUACAAAGUCUGUGUCAUCAACCAAAAUUGUAAUCUCAUGGAGUGCUCCUACGGAUGAAGGGGAUGGAAUAACAGGGUACUCUGUUAAGUGGCAGGCUGCUGGAGAACCCAAAAUUUACCAAAAAGAAGUUACAGGGAACAGAUCUGUGACACUGGAUAAGCUAACACCCUACACAUGGUAUGACAUCCAUGUGAGAGCAGAAAGUCGUAAUGGGGAUGGCCCUUGGUCAGUUCCACUGGAAGUGAGAACAAAAGAGUCAAGUGAGUUGUAAAAUUACCCAUCAACAUGUAAAAUAAUUUCUAUAACAAGGUUAACACGGGUUACUCAACCAUUUGACCCCAAAGAGGGAUAAGCUUUUUAUUUCUCCUACAAUAUCAUCCCUGAAUUAAACAUGAAGGUCAUGAGAAUAAAAGAAAUGAUCACCAAUUAUAGAAACUCUUGAUUGGUAAACAAAUUCUCCUUAUCAACACCUUAUGCAUAAAGAACAGGAUGGAGAAUAUGCAUACUGAUGUUAGGGUGUUAAGGUGUGUUCACUCCCACAAUCUUAUUUUUUAAUUCUCAUUACUUCUACCAUUCAAUUCUUAUGAUGUUAGUUCUGUGAAUUUGGUAUUGAAUCAACAAAUAGUCCCUUAAGUGAUACUCCUCUUUAUCCUCUCCACUUGUCUCCAGUAUUGUAUUUAUAUUGAAAGGAGAAUUUCUUUCCUGGUUACCUAUGGGAGUUGAAGUGUUAGCCCUUUAACCCCUAAGAGUGACUAACAUAUUAUUUCUCCUUACAAAUAUCACCCCUGAAUCACACACUUAGGUUAUGAGAAUAAUGGAAAUGAUCAACAGAAGCUCUGGAUCAUUAAGCUAAUUCUCCUUGCCAGCACCUUAGGAAAUGUAUAGAGAACAGUGUGGAGAAUAUGCAUACUGAUGUUAGAUUGUAAAGGGUUAAUACAUGUGGUUAGUUCUUUUCCCUUGUAGUAGCCUAACAAAUUGAGCAAUUUAUGAAAAAUUUAGGUGUGGGCAUUGUGUUGUCCACAUGUACUUAUGAACUCAGAGACUCUUAUGGGCACUGUGCAUACAAGUGUGCAAGUAUGUAUGUUGCCACAUUGAAAAGCUGCAAAUUCAUAAAAAAAAAUGUAUUAUGUACUUGUAUGGUGUGACGUGAAGUGUCUUAUACAUGUAAGAAAGUAGGCAAGACAUUUCAUGGAAAGUGCAUGUUCCUUAUAGAUACAUGUACUGACAAUCCUGACUUAAAAGUGGUACACAUGCAGUAGGUCCUGAUUUCACAUGGCAUUCGCUACAUGGCUUUUAUAAAAUGUUUUGACCCAAAUGCCGUCUUACCCAGAAAAUGUAUCCUCUUUCUAUUAGGUGCCCUCUGCGAAUAAGACCCUCCUCCCCCCUUCUCUGUUCAUAAUGUCAAACAAGCUCCCCUCUUAAACAAGCUCCCCUCAUCUUCCCUCACUUUCUUAAAUAGUCAAGACUCCAGGAAAACCUGUUUCUAUGGCCACUUUACUUGUAACUUUUAAAGUUUCAAUUACAGUAGAAUUAGUCACUAAUUAAUCUGCAUUUAACCCUUUAACUCCCAUGAGAGACCAAGACAUAAUUUCUCCUUACAAUAUCAAUACAAUAUCAACCACAUAAUUAGUUGAUCCAAUACUAGAUUCUCUGAAAUAACAUUGUAAGAACAGUAUGGUUGAUAGUAGGGAGAACGACAAAUUUGAUCUGGGAGUUAAAGGGCUAACUAAAUAUGUUGUUGUUUCUCUUCUUGAUGUUGUUGCUCUUCUUUUUGAUGACAGUUGCACUUGUUUGAUUAUUUUCAAAGCUCCCACUGCUGCUCCAGGAAACUUUAAAGUCAGUUCUAGUUCCUCUCUUUCAUUGGACAUAUCUUGGGAUGCCAUUCCUAAAAAAGAACAGAAUGGAGAGCUGUUGGGUUACUAUAUUUACUACAAGGUGAAUGGAUCUGCAGUAGAGUAUAACAAGACUGUUGGACCGCAAGAACUUUCAGAUAAACUGACAGAACUUGAGUUUACAACCUAUGUUGUUCAAAUGGCUGGGUACACUGUUGCUGGUGUUGGUUUGUCUACCAAAGCUGUGAGCAUACAGCCAAAUGAAGGAGGUAAGGGAGCUAUUUUUUACAACUUUUUGCCAACAAUUUGGUUAAAAAUAGUUUUUAUUGGUUAGAUUAGCUGGAAAAUGUUAUGAUUGUUAUAAUUUUUGGUUUCUUGCUGUUUGAAACUAGUUCGAUUUUUCAAAUCUACUCUUUUAACAAACAAAAACAACAACAACAACAAACACUUUGCUAUGAACAUGAAUAUAAUUACAUAAUUUAUAUAUGUCAAGCAUAGUUUUGGUCUUAAACUGUUAUUUUAGCUUGAAUACAUGCAGUAUUCAAAUUAGACUACUGAAAUGAAAUGUUAUAUUUGACUUGUUCCAGCUCCUACAGCUCCUAGGGAUUUCAAAUUGACUGUUGAGUCAUCCACAGAGAUUAAAGCGUCGUGGAGUGCGCCCUUGAAGCUUAAUGGUGUCUUCAAACGUUACGUGGUGAGGUAUGGUUUAUCAAAAGAUAGCAUGAAUACACAGGUGUAUCCCACAAACACAGAGUACUUACUGACCCCACUGGAUGAGUUCUCUACUUACUAUGUUCAAGUCCACGCUGAAACGGCUGUUUCUGGGUUUGCCUCCAGUAUUCUUUCGGCAGAGACAAAAGAAGAUGGUUAGUGCAGUUUUAGGUUGUUGUUAUUGUUGUUGUUGUUGUUUAUUUUUGCUUUGGUUUUCGUUCAUCAAUGUCUGCAGGUGGCAGCCUCAUGUAGCAUCCAAAUAACUUACAAGUACCACGCGAUACUUUCAAUGUUUGCGUCACUUCAUGUUACAGGUGUUUAUUAUUUUAGGUUAACAAAUGUAUUCUCCACGGAUGACGUACUGAAUGUAAAGAAAUGCAAUAGAUCUUUAGAACCAAAGCAUGAGCAUACCUAGAAGAUAAUGGGUUCAUGACCAUUAGCUAUUUGCCUUUGAGAAUGGUGACAUGUCAAAAAUACGUCAUGUUUAAUAUCGGUCAUAUCGGUCAUCGAUCUUCUUAGAUACAACAUUCUAAGUUUAACGAAGAUGUUAGCUGACAUAGAUCUUCUGAUUCUUUUAUUCUGACUUGCAACUACAGCUCCCAGUUCCGCUCCAGUCAUUAACAAACAGGAGACAAAGGCCGAGGAUGCGCACACCAUAAGAGUCAAAUGGAAUGAAAUUAAAAAAGAGGAUCAAAAUGGCCUCAUAUUGGGAUACGAGGUUUCAUACAAAGAAAAUGGAACAGAAAAAGUGCUAAGUUUUGAUGUAACAAAUACAAACACAAUAAUCACGCGCUUGAAGCCAUUUACGUCAUACUGCAUCCAAGUCCAAGGGUUUACAAGUGUAGGAAAGUCACCACCGAGCCCUUGCACAGAUGUCCAGACAUUGGAUAAAGGUAUGCCAUCAUUGAAUUUAGUUUGAUUCAUUAUCAUCCUUGAAUUAAGGGAAUAUGAUUUGAGAGGUUUUUUCUUCGGGGAAACAAAAGACGACGACAACAAUAGAAAAAAAAAUAGCUAAAUAACUGAGUGAGGCUUUGAUCGGUUUAAACUACACUCAAUUUCUGAUGAAAAACUUCUGUCUCUGUUUUUCCAAUAGUUGUUUUUCUUGAGGUGCUCGUGGCACAUUAAACUCUCUGAUCAAAAAUAGCCUAAAAUCUGCUGGGCUUUUCGUUUUUCUUGAUCUUAAUCUUUUUUGUUGUUUUAUAUUAACUUUAUUUUGUUAUUUUGUUUGUUUUUCUUUUUUCUUCACUGUGUUUAUUUAAGCCACUGAGUAAUUACUAACCACUCAAACUUAUUCAAAUCUUGUACUGUUAUUCAUUUUAAAAGGUCCAAGCCGUCCGCUCAAUGUUAAAGUUCAGGCCGUUUCUUCUGUUUCAAUUAUUGUAACGUGGGAGGAACCAGCUUACCCUAAUGGAGUCAUAGGAGAGUAUAUAAUAUUGUAUGGAACCAGCAAGGACGUACAAAGUUAUGAGCAAAAAGUGACUGGAAGCACGCGUAAACGUAUUAUAGACGGCUUGAACAAAUAUACGACUUACUAUGUGAAAGUCAGGGGUCGUACAUCGAAACCGGGAAAUGCUUCUGAAGUAUUCAAUGUCACAACUUUCGAAGAUAGUAAGUAAAUACUAAUGAUUCAUGGUUUUCAAGUGUUACUUGUAUUCCGGGAAACUAGAUUUUUCAUGUUUUAGAACGUCGGACUACCGGGCUGGAGGUCGUGGGUUCAAGUGCCAGACAUUUAUUUGCUGUAGGAAACAAUUGGGAAGAAUUAAUUUUGAAUUAAAAGAGAGAAGAUGCAGCGACUACUGGAAUGGUCAAUUAUAACAAUGAAUUAUGAUGAAUUGUGUUAUUGAUUCCAUGAUAACCUCGAAGUGGUUGAUGACAAUGAAUGUUGGAAAUAGUUCAUGGUUCGUGAAAAGCUCAGCGGUCGCCUUUGCUUCGUGAUUUACAUGCUUUUCUCGUUCUCAUCUUCUUACGAUCGUAUUUACACUAAAAUAACUAUAGAAUGGGAACUACGUCGCUUAAAUAACUGAAUGUAUGAUCACUUGUUCGAUGGAUUGGUGGGUUGACUAUUUUUGUUUAUUCUUAUUGUUAUUUUAAUUUAUUUCCUUUUUGCAUCCUAGGUCCUGGACCGCCAAAGGAGUUUAGGGCUCAGGUUGUAACAGGUGCUGAUGUUCAUCUUACAUGGAAGGAGCCUGAUAAUUCUAAUGGAGUUGUAAGGUUCUAUUACAUAAAGAUCUACAAUACUAAAACCGGCUUACAGGUCGGAAACGUACGCAACCAGAGCGCUGACGAGGAGUCAGACAUGCAGCAACACAGAAGGCUGAUACAAGGUCUCAAGUAUUAUACAGACUACACGUUCACAAUCCAGGCCGUUACAAUUAAACCUGGGGAAAUGGCUAACGCCACAGCAAGAACAGAGGAAGGAGGUAUAGUGCAUACCUUUUCAUAUUGAACGAAGCUGGUCGAAGAUUUUCUCUCUUCUCUUCUUUUCCCAAUAAUUGAAACCAUUUGUACGGGUAAUCACUUGAUUUCGAGAGCAAUUUGGAAUAAAUAAGCACGAGUAAAUUUUUUCAAAGACCAAAAAAAUUGCACGAACCUACGCAUUCGUGUAAUUUACGGGUUAUCCUGUUUUUCAUUUACGGGUAUCUUGUUGAUUUACAAAAACCGUUAUACGCCUCUAAAUACCGUAACUUACUAGCUGGUAUCGCUGUUUGUAACGUUUGAGAUAAAUUUUGGUUCUGACAGCCUGGAAGCACUUCAUCUAGUUAUUUCAACGUUCGCACACGCGCAAAUGUUCUACCCUUUCAUUGACACCAAUAGUUGAUCUAGAUCUGUUCCGCGAAUGGUACACGCAUGGGAACACUAACACUUCAAGUAUUUUCACACCGAUUACAAUUUAACUCCUCUACAAGCGUUCCGUAUCUUCGUCAUACAAUUUUUUGAUCUCAAAGCAAUUGUUAUGAUUUGUUGUAGUCCCAAGUCAGCCCAGAGAUGUCACUACGAAACUUGACAAAGGUGGAAUUUCUGUUACAUGGAAGGAUCCCCAGGACCACAACGGAAUUAUCACUAAGUACUCGGUGAGCUACACUGCAAAAAUCCGUUCAAUAUCAAACCUAUCAAAAAUUUAUUCAGGCGAACUAAUGGUCUCGAAGCGUGCAAGUUUACAUUUCAGUCUUGGCUGAAAACUAUCUUGUAAUCAUGUAAGAUAUUUUUUACAAGUCAAGUGAGACCCUAAACAACAGCCACAACUACAACAAAGAUAGGCUAGGGCGUGAAAUUGCGCCUAAUACAGGCGCCAAUGCGACUAAAUGUUUCACUUUGGCGACCAAAUCCUGAAAAUUAGUCGCCAAAUUGGCGACUAGAAUACUUCAUCUUAAUCUUACCUAGAGAUAUACUGUGAAUUAAAAGGAUUUGCAAAGACAAAUUAAAUCCGCGGCAAACUUCCUGGUUAAGUUGGUUUCCAAAACGCAGCACAUGCGUCUCGAUCGAUAACCAGACACAAUCUUGGAUUUACGUGAGCUUGAACGUUGAAUAUCAUUCAUUCUAGCGUCCACUUUGUAGCAUAUUUAAGAUCUUUUUUUUUUUUAACUUAAUUUUAGAGGGUCUAUCUAGAACGCUGACAGCACAAAAAGAGGUUUUGUUUGUCUUUAGAAAUAGCGACCAACUUUUUUCGAAUUGGCUACCACUUUGAAAAAUUUAGGAGCCAAGUGGCUAUCAGAAAAAAAAAAAUUAAUUUCACGCCCUGUAGGCCCAAAAUAAAUCAGCCGAUUUUCGUAAAUUUUGCAUGAGAUAUUGCCACAUUGCGUUAUUUGAGUGUCUGAUUUUGUUUGCUUUGCUUUUUUGUCUCGUUUUGUUUUUGUUUAGUGUUUGUUUCGCUGUGAAUUUGUUCAUUUGGUAGUUUUUUCGAGCUUGGUUAAAAUGUGUGAUGACUAUUCUGCUAGAAUGCAUUUUGUCAUGCUCAUGUAAUCGAAAGCUUCAAUUUUUGAGGGAUAAUGCCCUAGUGACAAGCACGCUUUGGAGGUUUAUGGUUCUAUCAUCAGCUCCCGUUGUGUUAUGUUCUUUUCAGUAAUGACACAUGUAGGCUUUCAAAUUAAAAAAACCCGUAAGAAAAGGAAGGAGCCACUGCCCAUUUCCUACCAUCGGAACCCUGAAGUUUAAGUGUGUAAAUUUUCUGUGAAUUCAGAACAAAUUUUCCCCUUCUCAUUACCACUGCAUUUGUUUGUCUUUCUCUGAGAUGUUGUAUCUUCCUCGAUUUUCAGGUAUACUUUGAGGGUAAAAGAGCAUAUAACACUUCCUUUCAACAUAACCAUGAAAUAGUUUUAGACGAAACCUCUCGGAGCACUGAGAUAUCAGUGGAAAAGUUGAAGCCUGGUACACAAUAUAGUGUUUAUGUGAAAGCAAAAACAGCCAAAGGGUAUGGAGCCAAAAGUGAUUCUGCGGUGGUGGAGACACCAUCAAAACGUAUGUGAAAAUGUUUUGUUUGUUGGUGUGAACAUGUUGGAACUGUAGUUCAGCUUGUAGAACAUUGGCCCAGUGCAUCAAUGCCAUGUGCCUCCUUCGUUCUCAACUUAACUGGGAUGAAUUUUAGUUUGAUAAUUCGAAUGGGGUCAGCAAGCAACUCGCUCAAUCUUUGAGUAGUGGGUAAAGAAUGACACAAGCAGGCGUAAGGACGGAUGGGCAGAUAGACAGACAGAUAGACAGAUUAACAGAGAUAUAGCUAUGCAGACAUAUAGAUAAACAAACAGAUAGAUAGACAGAUACAUUGAUCGACAGACUCAUUGAUAGACAAACAGAAAGUCAGGUAGACAGAAAGAUCGUUAGACAGACGGAUCGACGGACGAUACGCAAAAGUAAAGAUUUGUACAUUGCUUAGGAUGUGUAAAUUGGACUACUAGUUUGUUCAUUUCUUUAGAUGACCAAAGGUCCGGUUUAAUCUUUAAUCUUUUUUCUCAUGUCAUCUGAAAGGAUCUCAGUGAUGACAUAUUUUUGCAUUUUUUUUUUACUUUUGUUCUCUUGUUUACAGAACCUCCUCCGCCCAAACUCCCCCAAGUUGUCGAAGCUGACGUUACAACAACAACAAUUACGAUCUCUUUAUCGCCAUCCGAUGACACUAACGGAGAGAUCAUGUGAGUGUUAAGGAAUCCGUAUGUAAGAGUGGCUUUUGUAAUUUUACUUCCGGUCAUUGUUGUAUCGCCAUCACAGGGUUUUCAACGGAGAACAGAUGGGGAUCAGUCGUCACUAACAGAUUAUAAAGAGGGGCUGUAGAAAAGCUGACUGCCAAUAAGGAAGGGAGAAGGGGAGGCAAAGCCUCAUGGGGGGAAAAUGACCGGUCUCCACUGGAAAACAAAGCAAAAGUGAAAAUUAUGACGACUGCGUUUAUUGAGAGGGAGGUGGGGGGGGAUUUCUCCUAUUGCAGAAGAAUUCAGCACUCAGAGUUUUUUUUGUUUUUUGUUUUGUUUUGUUUUUUUUCCCCAACUAUACCUUUGUCGUUAAAUGAAUAACAUCAUCUUUCAUUCUGUAAUCGGUUAAAAAUUCAUCAGUCUUCCUCCUAAAUAAGGACAUUCUCGGAAAAUCCAUUAGUCUAAGAAGUUGAAUAUGUAGAUAGCGGGUUGAACAUAUUGAACACUGGUCAAACUUCGCUGCAAAUACUAUGAAAAGUUAAUAAUCUAGAAAUAUUUACCUUCACGACUGAAGGUGUGCAAUGUUAUAAACGAAUUUUUUGCGUCUUUGACACAAAAACUUUAUUUUCCAACAAUAUUUCCGGGCGACACUGCCGAGUUAAUGGUAACAUUAUUUGUCUCUUUUUUAUUUAAACGCCAAUCUUACUUGUUUAUUAUUACUACUUUACAUCAAAACUGACCUUUUUGAAACAUUUCCCCAUUCAGUCGGCAUGAGAUCAUAGUAGAAAUGCUCGGAUCAGCCAGAGCUCGUCGUGAAACAUCCCCCCUCCCGGUGAAAAUAUACGGCUUCGAGGAAGCGCAAACAAAUGGCGAUCGUUUCUACAUUGCGGCCGUGUUUGAAAGACGAAAACUGCCCGUGGAGUUUGUUCUUGGAAAUGGGAAGACCUACGGUGGUUAUGAGAAUGCUCCUCUUAAGCCAGGGACGCGUUACAAGGUGUAUGUAAGAGGAGUCACAGAACAUAACGGGGUAAGUAUUCAAGGUUUCUUUUGACAUUUCAAUACCUUACCUUUGAUGUCUCUUUUUGUCGCAGUCUAGCCGUAUCUCAAUAACUGGUGAUUUUAUUAUUAUUAUUAUUUGUACAGAAAUGGCUUAUAGGAAAAGCAGCUGCAAUCAGUCUGCCGGAAACUGGUUUGUACUUUGGUUAUAAUGUCUUUUGUUUUGGUUUAUUGGUCUUAUCGUAUGUGUUGAUAUUGGGUUGUACACUGUCUAUGUCUGGAGCGACCAUGCACUCAAUUCGGCAUUUUUGACGGUCACUGUUUUGUAUUAUGGUGCCUAUACCGAUUACCACGCCAAUUCUAGAAUGAUUCUAAACCUAGGCUUGAGCCACGUAGAAGCAUUUAGAUAACAAUAGAGAAAUUGUUGCUACAUAUUUUGCAGAGGAGUUGCCAGUCGCUAAAAAGGGUGACAACAUCGUUGGUGUAGUCGCUGGUGUUCUGGGAGCACUGAUACUUAUCGUGAUUGCCAUCAUAGCAUUUCUUCUGUAUCAAAGGUAAUAACCAGAUUAACCAAAAAAAAACCCAAUAAUUCCAAUGAUCACUGAGUGAAAUGCGUCAAGCGACCCACAGUUUAAAAGUUGCCGCUAUCAAAAGAGGUUUGCGCUGAAUGGUUGCACCGGUUGCUAUGCAAUAUGAAUAUUUCUUUCUUGAAUUCUGUGGUCAAGAAGAUAACAUACCAACGGCUUUUGCUUUGAAUCGUAGACCAUGAUAUUCAUUUUAAAAAUUACUUAUGCCGCUCAUUAUCUAGUUUAGUUAAGUUAGAGGAGGCAAUGAGCAGCUUAGUGCGAAAGUGCUAGCUGCAAAUAACGUCGUCGAAGAGGAAGCAGUAGACCGAAAAUUCCUGAAAACUUACCGGCUUGGAUAUCUUUCGCGAAAUUCGGAAAAUCUUAGCACCGGAAUCAUUAAAUCCGGAGAUAUUGCGCGUGGAAAUUUAGCAUAGUAUUACGUAUUCCACGCCCUUCAGAAUUCUGCAACAUAUUUAUGAGUGAAAAUAGCUUCUUUUCUUUAAUUUCCUUUUCCUUUUUUUCUUUUUCUUUUUUUUCUUCUUUUAAACCAGAUCCAACAGGCCACCCAAUGCCAACCUUGAUGUGGAAAGUCAGAAAAAACAAAAAAAAAGCGAAAGGAGUUUGAGCUGAAGCGCUCCAGUACGUAAAACACAAACAAACAAACAAACAAACAAACAAACAAACAAAAAAGCAUUGUUUUACUCUUACGCUUUUCAAUGUGAGAUGAAAAAUAAGGAAAUAGCGAAAGAAAAAGCUUUUUUUGUCGCCUCCUCGCUGAAAUUAGCAUUUCCUGGUUUUUGUGGGAUGCGAGUAUUAUGAAAUUCCAGUUUUGUUAAGAUGUGAGAUUCUAUGAGCACGUCAAGUAUAUCAGGAGAAAGGUGGAAUCCUCUACUGAAUUGGUCGAGUAACACGACUGUUAACGAUAAAAUAAAAGAGCUAAGAACAACUACUUUGAGCAUAUUUUCAAAGCAACCGAUGCUGGAUUUGCUUGUCCUGAGCCGUUUUCAGUGAGGUACUCUCUUUGUCGCCUAAGCAUGCCUUUAUUUUAAAAGAUGUUGAGAAAUUCCUUCUAACUCUUUUUUUUUUUAAGUUCGUUGGACCACAAGCUUAACAACAUUCUAUAGGGUUUUAGAGUUGGUAACUUCUAUUGCAGGUACAAAGAAGAAAUUGCUUGCAGCUCCAGGCGAGGUCAUCAACGAUGCGGAUCAUCCACCCGUACUUGUGGAUCAGCUUGCAAAGCAUGUAGCGAAGUUACACAAGUCCGAUGACCGUGGAUACAUGAUUGAAUACAAUGUAAUCAUAAUUAUUUUUCCUCCCAUAUCUCCUUGUCGCCUGAAAGCAAUAAGAGCCAAUCCAUACUUUGAAUUAAAGUCUACGCUCUCUGUUUUCACUUCACCGUAACCCUUUAUUUGCCUCCUCGUCAUGCUGCUUCUUCUUGCAACCUCUUAUAUGAUGAGUCGUCAUCAUCAUCGUCAACCAGUCGCCAACAGGAAUACCCGUCUAUAAUGUUGUGAAGUUGGUGUUCUCACGAAAGACUUACAACAUUGCCAUGGUCGUUAUCGUCCGCCUUACUAUCAACACCGUCCUCCUAAUCAGGGAUUAUUAGCUUCAUCCUUAUUCUCAUGUAGUACUUCUCUUCCAUCUUUAUUUACCAGCUCUGACUUGUUUUCUUUUUCAUAGAAACUUGAUAGUGGCCAGGAGUAUGCCUGUGAUGCGGGCUUAAUGACAGAAAAUAAGGCUAAGAACAGAUAUGGCAACAUUAUUGCGUGUAAGUGUAAAGUAUAUCACCUACUACUAUAACAGUAGGAUUUUAAGCAAACUGGUGCUAGCCGGACUGAAUUUUCAUGCAUCGUUGAAUAUCUUCCUUUCAGCGGUGUUUCUUUGUUUUCUCUUUUGUUUCUGACUCAUUACCUACCAGCCAGGAACUUUUCUUGUUUUACACAGAUGAUCAUUCAAGAGUCGUCCUGACCCCAAUCGAAGGAGAGCCUGGCUCAGACUAUAUCAACGCUACAAGAGUUGAUGUGAGUGAGAUUUUGCCUAUGAUAACUUAUGCUAGUAAAACUUAAAAUAGUAUCUAGGGGGCAUGAAUUCGUAAUUCGUUGAAACCCGAGUUUUUUUCAGCCAUCUCUAUUAGAAUUUCAUAUCUCCUAACGCUUUUUUUGUGGCUCAUUUUAGCUCUUUGGCACUGGUAACUAACUUCAAAGCUGCACCUGUACGUGACUUCUUUAAUCAAUUUCCUCCCCCCCCCCUCCUCCCCUGGAACAAUUUGUAUUUCAUUUAUAUUUUAUUUUGAUCGAUUGAUUUUUUUUCCAUUUUUUUAAAUUUAUUUACUUUUUUUAACAUUUCCUGUUUGUUUGUUUGUUUGUUUGUUUGUCAAUGUCCAGGGAUACAACAAACCCAAUGCAUACGUUGCCAGUCAAGGUACGGGAUGUUUCUUUGUUUGAUUGUUUCUUUUGCAAUGUUCAAUAAUUCUUGAUAUUGAUUAAAUAAUGAAGAACCAAAAUGGCCUAUGGAAGGUGUCGCCAAUCUCUUUUGGAUUACCUCAGAUCUUUCCACUCAGUAAUACAUGUUACUUUAGUUUGGGUCAACGAAUGUUUUCCUUUCUUAAUCCACGCUGAUGAACAAUUUUCCGGCCCUUUGACGCAUUUUUACGGUUGGUCAUUAGGUCCAGUGCCUCCAACCUUUGACGACUUUUGGCGUAUGGUCUGGGAACAGCAGUCUUCCACAAUAGUUAUGCUGACUAAUCUACAAGAGAGACAUAAGGUAUGUGGAUGAGUUAUUUCCAUGAAAUUGUAGAGUCUUUUCGCAAAAAAAUUAAUUUCUUCUCAUAAAGGAGAUGUCAGAAAGUAUUAAUAACCCGGCAUUUCAUUAAGAAGAUCACAUUUUAAUGUCCGCCUAAACUAAGCAGAUCGUACUUUCAUAUUUUCAAAUUCUACAGCAUUUAGCGACAUUAGUGAUACUAUUGUCUUACGCAUGAUGCCCUCUUAGUUUAUCUCCACCUUCACUUCAGGCAUCCUCAGCAAAUUUCCUGUAUAACUCAUUUUAACUUAUUGAAGGGUAUAACAAGGGACCAAUCAAGAGUUUGUGCCUUGAUUUAGAAUUCGCUUCGAUUUUUCUGAUCAAGGCUCGAACACGGUCUGUUUUCUUUUUUUUUUUUUUUUUUUUUUUUCUGUUUCGUUUGUUUCGUUUUUUUUUUUUUUUUUUUUUUUUAUUUUUUUUAUUUGUUUGUUUGUUGUUGUUGUUCGCAGGGCGUGAAAUUGCGCCUAAUACAGGCGCCAAUGCGCCUAAAUUUUUCACUUUGGCGACCAAAUCCUGAAAGUUAGUCGCCAAAUUGGCGACUAGAACGUUUCAUCAUAACCUUACCAAGAGAUAUAGUGAAUUAAAAAGAUUUGCAAAGAUAAAUCCGCGGCAAACUUCCUCGUUAAGUUUGUUUCCAAAACGUAGCACAUGCAUCUCGAUCGAUAACUAGACGCCAUCUUGGAUUUAGAUGAGCCUGAACGUUGUAUAUCAUCCAUUCUAGUGUCCACUUUGUAGCACGUUAAAGAUCUUUUCCCUAACUUAAUUUUGGAGGGUCUAUCUAGAACGCUGACAGCGUAAAGAAAGAUUUUGUUUGUCUUUGAAAAUGGCGACCAACUUUUUUUGAAUUGGCUACCACUUUGAAGAAUUUAGGAGCCAAGUGGCUAUCAGAAAAAAAAGUUAAUUUCACGCCCUGCUGUUGUUGUUGUUUUUAUUUUGUUGUGUUUUGUUUUGCUUUGUUUUUUUUCCGGAUUCCAUCUAUUAAAUUUAAUACAUGAAGAUUAUUUGGGUAAAACUCUUUUACCCCGGUGUGUCUCACCCGGUUUCCUCUCCAUUAUCUCCUUAGUUGAAGUGUCACAAAUACUGGCCGGAUGAGACCCAAGACUACGGUGACAUAUCUGUAAUGCUUGUCAGGUCAGAGCAUUACUCCGAUUAUAACAUCAGAACAUUUAACGUCAAACGGGUCAGUAUCGAUGUUAAGUUCACCUGAUUUCAAAUUCAAACUCACUGCUUGGUAUCGUGAUCAUUAUGCACUGAACUUCUCUUUUGUUCUGUAUUUUUUAGGAAAGUGAAAAAGAGGAGAGAGAAGUUAAACAGUUUCACUUUACUGUGUGGCCAGAUCAUGGAGUACCUGAAUAUCCAACUGCCUUGCUGGCCUUUCGAAGACGAGUCAGAGCUUAUAACCCGGCUGAUGCUGGACCUCCCAUUGUGCACUGCAGGUAUGAUGUCUGCCAGUUUAAGGCUCUUUUCUGACUGUUUGUCUGUCAGUUGGUCUGUCUGUCUGUAAAUCCGUCCAUCCGUUCGUACACUUAGAUUUGAAUGACGUACUGUCGUCCCUACAUUCAGUGUUUUUGUAUUUGUCUAUUUGGAGGUUGGCGCAUCAUUGCCUGUCCUCUUAAAUUCUACUUAUGUAUUUUGCUUGGCUAUGGCUCUUUCUCAUGUUUAUAGUUGUCUAAUUUUUCUAGUGCUGGAGUUGGUAGAACAGGUACUUUCAUCGUUAUCGAUAGCAUGUUGGACAGAAUCAAAGCAGAAGGAACAAUAGACAUUUUCAACUUUGUGGCUUACUUGCGAACACGUAGAACAGCCAUGGUUCAAACUGAGGUGAGUAUUGUUGCUAUAUUUGGUUUUUUUGUUGUUGUUCUUGAUUUGAAUUUCUUGGUUUUGUUCAUAGAAUUUUACGAAGCGCACAGAUAUAUGUAAACGUCAGUCACCUAUGUGCAGUACGCAGCAGGGUUGAGUUAGAUGCUUUUCCUUCUGACAACAUAGAACAUGUUACAAUCGUUGUUACUUUUCCUUACGGUCUUAGUUCAAUAUUUGUUGUUUUAAUUUUCCUCUAGGAACAAUACACAUUCUGCCAUGACGCUAUUCUAGAAGCAGUUCAGUGUGGUAACACUCAAAUCUACGCUCACGACCUAAGGAUCACCCUCGCUCGGAUGAGUGACGUGGAUGCAGAGACAAAGAUAACUCGCUUUGAGUCUGAGUUCAAGGUAACAAAACCUUGUUACUGUAAAAGUUUGGGAAAGAAGUGGGCGCUAUAAUUAUUUUUUCUUUCCUCAGAGCCCACAAAAUUAAGUCACCUCGCGAUUAGCGGUGCAUCCUGUAGACUUUAAUGCUAAAAUACCCCUCGUGCGUCAAUCCAUGGGGGUUUUUGGCUCCCUGAGACAUCUUUGUUGGUUCUCAUGUAGUGUAGUCGUGAUUCUUUCGAAGUAAACUUAAUUGGACACUAAUAUUCGAAGACUGAAGUAAUCCUAUGUGACAGUAACAUCACCCAAAGUAUGGUCACGUACCUCCUUAUUAUAAUCUCUGCCUUUCAAGGCAGUGUGAUAUAUAGAAUCCUGAAAUUCUGGUGGCUCCAACCACAACCUCGUUGAGCCACUCUAAAUCAAAUGAAAUCUUAAAAAAGUUAUAUGGCAAUCGACCAGACUGGAGAGGAAGUCAAAUGUCGAACUCACAUACUACUAGGCUGACGUUCUACUGGUAUGUCAGGUCCUCACCUCAGUAGAGACUGGCUGCAAAUGUAUUCUCCCUUCUUUCGUUCCGUAAUUGUUUUAUUUCCUGUUUGUUUCAGAGACUCAACAAAGUAAGUCCAGUUCUUCACAAAGGGCACUGCACUGUGGCGUCAUAUCCAGAGAAUAGGGAGAAAAACAGAUCACCUGACAUCUUAGCUCGUGAGUUGGAUUUUAGUUUUAAUGAAAAGAUGUGUUUUUCAUCCUUACAUGUUGUUAAUCGUUUGGUAUAGAUUUUAGCAGAAGCAUGAAAGUGAUCCAUUUGUUAAGUGAUUUCUUUUUGUAAUAGUUCAUGUAUAAUAAAUAACGGAACAAGCUCGCUCCUCUUUCCCAGAAAUACCAAGUUUGCCUUUCAAUUUUGUCUUUACGCAGCUGACUGCUAUCGAGUGGUGCUCACAGCAAUUGACGACAACGAAUCCACGUCGUACAUAAAUGCUGUUCACAUUUCGGUGAGUGAUCCUUCUCUUUCUUCCGAUGUCCAUCUACAUAUACCAGUCAUGUAUCGAUGUUUCAUGGUAAAUAAUGCAUAAUACACCGUAAAGCAGUUCUUAAUUUCUAUUCUCUGACUGUAUCUUUCUUUUUCUCCUUAGGGCUACAAGCAGCAACAUGCUUUUGUUGUCACGCAACAUCCACUUUCGUCCACCGUGACAGACUUUUGGCGCAUGCUCUGUGAGCAAGAGAGUUGCUGUGUCGUGUGGUUUGAUUCAAAGGAGCAAGAAGGGGUAAUGGAUAUGUUUAUGAUAAGUGAUAUAUAUAUUUUUUCUUUGAUUUGUCACAUUCAAACACUUUUGCUUUUGCUUUUCCUUAGAUCCUAAAAUUUUAUAAUCGAACAGAAACAGUAACAAAGAAAAUGAAAAUUUAUGAUUUUGCUAAACAGCUGAUCCGCAUCCAGAGUCUAUGUUUGCUAAAAGAGAUAAGUAUUGCCUAUUUUAAAGCACAAAACAGUUCUUAAGACGAACGCUUUGCCCAUUCAGGAUUUCCCAGAAUUCUGGCCAGAUUCAGAAACGGAUGCCAAGACUUAUGAUGACAUGUUGACCGUCCAGCGAUUGGCUGCGAACAGCAGCAGUGUGGAUAACUUGAAGGCAACUUUUGAUCAAAGUGAAAUCACUGAGAAGACAUUUAAAGCCACUGACCUGAGAGUGAGUAUGAAUAGCGUACACCGACACACUUCAAACUCUUAGAUUUGUUUCUUGCGUGUACUGUCUUUCAAUUUUAAGGGACUACGAUCUUUCUUGUCAUUCUUCUUAAAAAAUAAAAAUAAAAAAAAACGCUCUUGCUUUUAUACUCUCAGACACCAGAAAAGAGUCUGCGUAUAAAGAUUUUUCAAUACAGCGGAUGGGUGAAUGAAAAUGAAGAACCUCCUGCGGCCGGUCUGAUCACUUUGAUAGCAAAGGUUGAGAAAUGGCAGCAACAUUCUGGGAAUGGACCCAUCACAGUUGUUUGCAGGUUAGUAGGAGUAUACAUUCACUUUCACAUUCACAUUCGUACUUGAUGAUUUGCUACAGGUUGAGAUGGGCUAAGCGCACGACCGCUGCACCAUUUACUGAUGCCUGUAACAUAGGAAGUUCUUAAAGUUACAACUUUUAUCUUGUUAACAUUAAUUUCCUUUCUUGACAUUCAGUGACGGUCUGGGUCGGAGUGGAACUUUUUGUGCAUUGUACUCAGUACUGGAACGUUUGAAGAUUGAACAGGUCGUUGAUGUGUUUCAGGCCAUCAAGGCCAUGCGAAUUCCUCGGCCUGGACUGGUGAAGACGGCUGUAAGUCUUUGACCAUCUUAAAUUCAGUAAAUUUGAUGUGUGUAUAUAUAUAUAUUGGUGUCUGAGAAUAUACCAUAAUCUUCCAUGUGGUGGUGAACAAUGAUCACCUGAUCACGACUUUUUACUCUUUUUCUCUAGGGAGAAUAUAAAUUCAUCCAUUACGCCAUCCAGGAUUACUUGUCAGCGUUUGAUGACUAUGCAAACUUCAAGCCUUGAAAACGUUGUUAAACGGUUUGCCAGGGAAAAAGGAUAUGUUAAACUCGAAGAACUGCGAAAACAAAUCCGAAGGACCAAGGCUAGUUAAUGCAGCAGCGAUAAUCGGUGGUCCCGCGAAAUACUUUUUAGGAUUAGGAAAUUAUUAACUAGAAGAAUACUUAUAACCAGAAUAUAACGUAAAAUUCUUAGGACCUUUGGACGAAGAAUGGUUUGGUUGUUGUCUAGGAGAACCAGUAUUCAGAUCUUUGAAGUGGAAGGGGUUGAUUUGCCUUAGCUUCCCAUCAGGAUUAGAUAGAAAAAGAGAGAAUUUGUGCGAUUUUUUUGCUUUUUACUAGUUAUUUUUAAUAUAAAGUCACGGAAACGAAAACUUACUAUUGCAAUGUCAGAUAUAUUCAACAGAUGCGCCAAUCUGCAGAAGUGAAUUUUUGCGUGUCGCACAGUAACCUAUUUUGAAAUUCAUAAUUUUUAUUGUGCUUCCCUAAUUAGUGAAUUGGAAAACGUCUGUCCAACGCCAGUCUGGUUCCAAAAUGAUACGUCUAGAGUAACCGAUGAGAAACACUAUUUUUACCAAACAUGUCUAUCACUGGAUAGUCAAUCGUGGAAUAGACGGUGAAAUUUUUGAAACCUAAUAACUUCGCUUGUUAACCUCUUGCAGAGCAUGUUCUAUAUCUCUGGUUUUAUAAAACUGAUUAUGUUUAAGUGAUGAAAAAUUGCUUUCAGAAGCGAUUAUUUGUGGAAAUAACCUCUUACGUUCAAUUUGUGUAAUUUGUGAAUUUAAACUUUUAUAAUUUAGAAGACUACAAAUGUCUUAACCAGAAGUAACGAUGGAAAUUUUGUCGGAACUGUAGUGUCUGGGCAUUUAAAGCAAAUUUAAAUUGAGUCACGAAGUUAAUCCGGGAUUGCUUUGGUUUUGCUCUUCUUCAUUAUGUGAUUGGCCAAGAAAACUCGCGCCACUUAUUCAACCAAUCAGAUUAAAAACUAAAACCAAUCGCGAGUGGGUCACUCUCGUUUUCCCGCGCUUCAGGCAGUUUACUUGUCUAUACUUCGAUUUCUCAUCGGCUCCUUGUGAUACUUUCUUUGUUAUGAUUGGCUGUUGUGGUUGCUUUGGUAUUGGUUAUGCGACAUUCAAUUGAAAAUUGCUUUACUGCUCAUCAACGUGAAGUUAAAACAAGUUAAUAUUGCUUAAAAAAAGAGGAAAAUCAAUAGGUAAGCAUAAAUUUAAUUCGUAACUUAUGAGUACUACAUGUAGAACUAUAGUUCUUGAAUGUAUAUACAAUUUUUCUUUUUUUACGGGAGAAGUUCAUCGUAACAUUAAAUAUAUUAAAUAGUGCUUUAUAGAGAUUAUUUUAUAAUGAAGCUCUUGUAGGAAAUAUGUACGAGUUGAGGUGUUUGCAUGCGAGUAAGUUUUUGCGAAGCGUCAACUGAAAGCAACGAAUUCAGUGACAUGUGAAGAGAUUACUUUAGAAAAAUGAUUAGUCCUCAUAGAAUUUUUUUUUUCAAAAUUUAACUGUAUUUAAUAUAGAUUUAUGUGAAAAUGUAUUUGUAAUUACAUAAUGACAGCCGAUCCAAACAUAGGUUUGGUUAUUAUUUUUCUAUUAGGACUUGACUGGGGAAAUAGAUAAAAUCAAGGCUGUAGUGAAGAUUUUAUGUCCCUGACGUAUAUUGGUAAGAUUUUACAUUAAUAAGAAUGAAGUACAUUGCCCUUCAGUUGUGAAACUGUAACUGCUUCGGGAGGGCGAAAUAAAGAGUGUUUGAUUUAAUGAUGGCCUUUUAAAAAUUGAUAAUAAAAUUUGCGUUUGAUC